GGCGCUGCCCGGGCCGGUCCCGGGGCCGAAGUCCGCGGGCCCGGUGCUGGCGGCGGGGCCGGGAUGCAGCUCCCGGCGGGCACGGCCGCCCUGGCCGCCCCCCUGCUCGCCCUCCCGGUGGCCUUCGGUGUCAGCGCUGUCACCUCCCUGGACCCCCCGGCGCCGGCCCUGGCCGCGGUCCUGCUGCUCCUCGGCCUCGUCUCCCUCCUCAUCCUCAGCGGCGGCAUCGGCCUCGUCCAGAACCCCCUGUUCUGCGUGCUCGUGGUGUUCUCCUUCGUGUCGGCCGUGGAUUUGCUGAUCGCGCUGGAGGAGGACGGGAUCAUCUCGGGCUUCACCGAGCUCUACCUGCGGGAGGGCGAUCCCCACCUGCGCACGGCUCACGGGCUCCUCACCUGCUACUGGGACGGCACCGUGCACUACGGGCUGUACCUGGCCAUGGCCGGCGCCGCGGGGCUCAGGAAGAGCUACCGGGGGCUGGGUCUCUUCUGGCUGGGCUCGCUGCUGAUGAGCGCCGUGGUUUUCCUGCUGGGCAACCUGAUCGGGAAAUACAGCCACGAGCUGAGCCCGUCCUUCCUCCUCAACCUGCCCUACCUCCUCCUCCUCACCUGGGCCGGCCGCCGGCUCUUCCAGCAGCCCCGGGCGCUGCCGAGCCUCAGCCCCGAGAAGAUUGCAGAGGAGCAGCGCAAACCCCUCUACCGGCGGCCCCAGGACCUGCUCCUCAUCCUCAUCCUCAUCCUCACCGCAGCCUUCACCUUCUUCAGGGGGAUGGUGGUCCUGGACUGCCCGGCCGAUUCCUGCUUUGACUACACCUACCUGCACGAGCCCUACCUGCGCGACCCCGUGGGCUACCCCAAAGUGCAGAUGCUGAUCUACCUGUUCUACCUGCUGCCCUUCCUCCUGCUCGCCAUCUACGGGCUGGCCCUGCCCGGCUGCUCCUGGCUGCCCGACUGGAGCCUGGUGUUCGCCGGCGCCGUGGCGCAGGCUCAGUUCGCUCACCUGGGCUCCUCGCUGCACUCCCGCACGCCCUUCCCGUACCAGACCCCCGAGGAGGUGCUGUGGAGUUUUCUGCUCUCCAACGUCCUGUACGCGCUGGGCCCGCAGCUCCUGGCGCUGCGCUGCCUGCGCUCCCCGGCCUUCUUCCUCCCCCCGGCCAGCCCGGGCCUGGCCCGCGCCAAAAAGUACCAGUGACAGGUCCUGCCCUGUCCCCCGGGACUGCUGGCACCACCCUGGGGCUGCUGUCACCUCGCCGGGGCUGCCCGUCCCCACCCCGGGUCCUGCUGUCCCCACCCCGCCCGGUGCCUCUCGCCCCGCUCCGAGCAGAGAU
Haemorhous mexicanus (house finch) is the source of this 1324-nucleotide messenger RNA. It is a transcript of the gene TM6SF2, whose product is annotated as transmembrane 6 superfamily member 2. Bases 64 to 1188 code for a protein of 374 amino acids. The transcript has 10 exons. The record is from RefSeq and is a predicted model, not a curated record. Gene Ontology annotation, cellular component: endoplasmic reticulum membrane; endoplasmic reticulum-Golgi intermediate compartment membrane. NCBI's taxonomy places the organism in Eukaryota, Metazoa, Chordata, Aves, Passeriformes, Fringillidae. Gene Ontology annotation, biological process: regulation of lipid metabolic process; lipid homeostasis.